Molecule: messenger RNA, 1773 nt
Organism: Cladocopium goreaui
Lineage: Eukaryota; Dinophyceae; Suessiales; Symbiodiniaceae
Source: the annotation of a GenBank genome assembly
CCAACAUCAUCUUUGCUUUGUAGAACAAGGCAGGACGCCCCUGCAAGCAUGCUCAGCAGGCUGCUGAAGAGCAGACUACCGAAGUGCAAUGGCCGGCGGAUGUCUUCCUUGCAAGGUGAACUUGCGGCUUAUCAGCAACCACCAACCAAGGUGACCCGGCUUCCGAGUGGGAUGCGAGUUGCUUCACAAUACACACCGGAUGAGACGGUGACAGUUGGGGUUUGGAUUGAUGCCGGAAGCCGAUUCGAGACAAAGGAGAACAAUGGCACUGCCCACUUUCUGGAGCACAUGGCCUUCAAAGGCACCAAAAAGCGGAACCGAAUCCAGUUGGAGCAGGAGAUUGAAAACAUGGGAGGGCAUUUGAAUGCCUACACUUCUCGGGAGCAAACUGUCUACUAUGCAAAGUGCUUCAAGAGUGACUUGCGAAAUGGUGUUGACAUUUUGGCAGACAUUCUGCAACAUUCCACUCUGGACCAGGGUCACCUGGACUUCGAGAGGGGAGUUAUUCUUCGAGAAAUGGAGGAAGUAGAAAAGACCACUGAGGAGGUCAUUUUUGAUCGCUUGCACCUCACGGCUUUUCACGACAGCCCGCUUGGCUACACCAUCCUGGGGCCCGUGGAGAACAUUCAGUCCAUUACCCAGGAGCAUCUGCGGGAGUAUGUGAAGGAAAACUACCUCGCAGAACGCAUUGUAGUGGCAGCUGCGGGACCUGUGGACCAUGCUGAGCUUGUGCGGAAUUCCGAAGAGCUCUUUAGCCAUUUCCGUUCAGGCGACGGGAAGAGAAAGGAGGAGAAGCCAGCUUUCUAUGGAGCAGAGUUGCUGUACAGAUCUCAAGAGGAGGGAAGCCUUGCUCAUUUUGCUGUUGGCUACGAGGGCGUCCCAUGGACGCAUCCCGACUCCUUGACUUUCAUGGUAAUCCAGUCCAUCAUUGGCAACUACAAGAAGAAUGAAGGACUGGUGCCUGCGAAGCUUUCCAGUAAUAGGCUGACGAAUUCCGUGGCAAACCUUGGUCCAGGGGCUGAGUCUUUCUCAGCUUUCAACACUUGCUACAAGGACACGGGGCUCUUUGGAUUUUAUGGUGAAAGCGACGAAGCCACACUGGAUGGUUACUUGGACGAGUUGCUCUUUGCAGUGAGUAAUUUGGCGUUCUCAGUGACGGAAGAGGAGGUGGAAAGAGGAAAAAGACAGUUGAAGACGACUCUUUUCGGAAGUCUGGAUUCAACAACCGCGAUUGCAGAGGACAUUGGUCGGCAAUUGCUGGUCUAUGGGCGACGCAUCCCGCUUGCAGAGCUUCUCCUACGUUUAGAUGCCAUAAACAUCGAGGAGGUUAAGCGGGUGGCACGAGAGCGACUCUUUGACAAAGACGUGGCAGUGCCUUAGUCACUCCAUGUGUACCUGGUUGUACCUGGUAUCAUUUGUGGGUCAAAAUGGAAGACCGUUAAGGGGACCACAGAUGGAAAUGUCUAUUUUUAGUAUUAACUGUAUUAACCCUCCAAUUAUUGAGGGACCCAAUUUCGACCACCCAUUUCCCCAUGUAGGUUACAGCCCUCGGCCCAUUGAGCCGGAUGCCACCCUUGGUGGAGCUGCGUCGACGGACCGCUGCAAGGAGGCUCUGAGUAAGUGCAAAGCCUGCAAUGUCGCAGUUGUUAGAGCCCGAAGGUGUCGCAGUGCAGCAAUGCUUGAAGCAUUGUGUUGCGAGCAUGGCUUUACAGGCCUACACCAGACCAUUUCAGGUCAUGUUCAUAGACAAAAUGAUCAAAAUGCUGAGGAACA